AUGGCACCCCCAGAAAUACCUGUGGAUAUCUUCACGAGCUCAGGCAAAGUGUCGACAUUUAACAAUAACACAGGCUAUGCAAGGAGAGCUUAUGUCACAUUUUUAGCUGGUAAUGGUGACUACGUGAAAGGAGUGGUUGGAUUGGCUAAAGGUUUGAGAAAGGUGAAGAGUGCUUACCCUCUUGUGGUGGCCAUCUUACCAGAUGUCCCCGAAGAACAUCGCAAAAUCUUGAGGUCACAAGGUUGCAUUGUCCGUGAAAUUGAACCCGUAUAUCCACCAGAAAACCAGAUUGAGUUUGCGAUGGCUUACUAUGUCAUCAAUUACUCAAAGCUUCGCAUAUGGAAUUUUGAGGAGUACAGCAAGAUGAUAUACCUGGACGCAGACAUUCAAGUCUAUCACAACAUUGACCACCUGUUUGAUACCCCCGAUGGAUACUUUUACGCAGUGAUGGACUGCUUCUGCGAGAAAACAUGGAGUCACUCCCCACAGUACUCCAUCGGAUAUUGUCAACAGUGCCCAGAUAAAGUUACUUGGCCAGCUGAAAUGGGUUCACCCCCUCCUUUGUACUUCAACGCCGGCAUGUUUGUGUUUGAGCCUAGCCAACUAACCUAUGAAAAUCUGCUAGAAACUCUUCGAAUUACUCCACCAACACCUUUUGCAGAGCAGGAUUUCUUGAACAUGUUCUUCCAAAACAUCUAUAAACCCAUCCCACUGGUGUACAACUUGGUAUUAGCAAUGCUUUGGCGCCAUCCUGAGAAUAUCGAACUUGAGAAAGUCAGAGUGGUUCACUACUGUGCAGCUGGAUCAAAACCAUGGAGGUACACAGGCAAAGAAGCUAACAUGGACAGGGAAGAUAUCAAGACAUUAGUGGAGAAAUGGUGGGACAUCUACAACGACGCCUCACUGGACUUCAAACCCAAUGAUCCUGCUCCAGAAGAAGAAACCUUCUCCAGAACAACAGUCAAGGUUUCCAUGCUCGAGCCGACAGCAAUAUCCUACAUCCCAGCUCCUUCAGCAGCUUAA
Molecule: messenger RNA, 1023 nt
Organism: Oldenlandia corymbosa var. corymbosa
Lineage: Eukaryota; Viridiplantae; Streptophyta; Magnoliopsida; Gentianales; Rubiaceae
Source: the annotation of a GenBank genome assembly